Messenger RNA from Drosophila ficusphila, 2052 nucleotides. Its product is annotated as probable RNA-binding protein CG14230. The record is from RefSeq and is a predicted model, not a curated record. The transcript has 4 exons. Gene Ontology annotation, molecular function: RNA binding. Lineage: Eukaryota; Metazoa; Arthropoda; Insecta; Diptera; Drosophilidae. The coding region runs from base 100 to 1830 and encodes 576 amino acids.
UUCUUCCAAUUGUAAUGGUCACACUGGCCAGAUGCCGGGAUUCUACACGUGCAGUGAAAUCGUAUUGUGUUUUGUAAAUACUUAAAACACAUCUCUGAAAUGGGCAGUACUCGGUUCUUCCUGGCGGAUCUGCCCGCUAGGACCUCGGAGGAGGACCUGCGCGGCCUAUUCCAGGACUACGGCUAUGUAGAGCAUGUGGAUCUGAAGCGAAAAGAGCAGGAUGGCGUCACCAAGGUGAUUGCCUUCGUCACUUUGCAAACGGAGGAUGCCCAGUACUGUGUCAACGAGCUCAACUGGCAGAAGUUACACGGCGCCAAGUUACGCGUGUCGCUGGCAAAGGAGUCCUUUUUGGAUCGCUUGAAACGCGAACGAGAGGAAAACCAGCGAAGGGAACAGGGCGAACCAGAGGAAUCGGAGACGUUUGCACACAGUUCCCAACUGCUUAGUCAGAGCAACCAAAACAAACGCAGGGUUUUCGGCGAGGAUGAAGAGAUCGGUGAUGAUGAGAUCGCACCAGAGCUUCUGAUCACAAAGAAGCGUGCCGCCCACUCUAUCCACAAUGGCAGGAUUGUCAUACAGCAAGAGCACGAUGUGAAGCCGCUGCACGUCAUCGAGCAGCAUCGCAAGCCAGCCAAACAGCCGGCAGACGCCAAGAUCAGCCAGGCGGAGCAGAAGCGCAUGGAGUCGCUGAACAAGAUGCGGCAGGGUCACCAGCAAAAGAAGUCAGCCAUCCAGCUGGCGCUGUCUGCCAUUUCCAUUGAAGGCACUCAGGGGAAGAGAAUAAAGUUCAGCGACGCUGAGGAGGAAACCGAGCCUAAACCCGCCAAGAAAUCCAAAUCUCAAAAACGCGAUCUCUUCGAAGACGACGACGAAGAGGGUAAUGAUCAGGUUGUACUGCCGCAACACAAGGGAAAGAAAGGCGAGCGGCUGGUGGAAAUGCAAAGCAAACAGAGCAUAGAUCCCCGCUUUCGUAUCACAGCCAACUUCGUGGACGAGGACGAGGAGGAGGCGGCGGAUGAGGAGGAUGGAAAUAAGCCAGAGCCGGUGGAGAGUGAGCGCAAGUGGCAGAUGGAUAUACUGGAGCAGGUUGUUGGUCACAAGCUUCCCGGUUCAAACAGCAACGACGGCAAGCCGGCAAAAAGUAAAAAGAUGCUGCGUUUCGAUCCGGCCAAGGAGGAUCACCAGAAGUUGGUCCGUCAGAAGCAGUCAAAGGAUGAGGAGACGACACCCAAGACUAGGGAUACUGCAGAGGACAGCCAUAGUGCCGCUGCCCAGGCUCCGGUUUCGAAAACUGCCUUCUAUAUGGUCACCGAUACACUGAAGCAAUCGCUAAACACUCGCGGCGAGGGCUUCAGUCUGCUGGACAUGUUUGGCAGUGCGCCCGUCGAAGAGGAUGCCAAGCGGCAGGAUCAGCUGGAGAAGCUGGGAAACGAGAAGAUCCUGGUGGGCAAGGCUUCGGCCAGCAAACUUGGACUCGCCACACUCAAUCCGUUCUCCUACGACUCAUCCGACAGCGAGGAUGAAGCGAAACAGCAAGAUGAGGAGCAAGAACAGCAGGAUAGCAAAGAAAAUCAGGCACAGCCAGCAAAGAAGUCCACGCAAAAGAAGAGCAAGAUCAAAUUGGAGUCCUUCUUCAUACCCAAAAACGAUCCCCGACUGAAGGAGGGUGCCAAGUUCUUCAAGUCCGCGAAAACAGAGGUUGACCAAGCCGAGUACGACCAGGUGAGAAACCGACUCAAGCUGCUCAUCAGCAACAAGAUCGCCAAGACCAAGAAGAACCUGCCCAGCAAGGACAUCAAACAGUACCGAAAUAAGAAAGCAAAGCGCUAAUACACUUAGGCACCCAUAGUAUAAACACUACGUUAGUUAAAAGUUGUACUCCGGAUUACACACAACCAUGUUCAAGAAACUUAUAUUCGGUUUUCGGCCAUCAAUCAAAUAACUGGCCAACAAUUGGUAAGUUGAAAACCUGAAUAUGUGGUAGUAAUAGAAAUUUAAGCAUACUCUACUCCUCUGUGAAAUAAACCACAUUUGUCUGUUUUUUUUUUUAAA